Scleropages formosus (Asian bonytongue) is the source of this 1398-nucleotide messenger RNA. RefSeq names its product iroquois homeobox 4b (gene irx4b). The transcript is spliced from 5 exons. Gene Ontology annotation, molecular function: DNA-binding transcription factor activity, RNA polymerase II-specific; RNA polymerase II cis-regulatory region sequence-specific DNA binding. NCBI's taxonomy places the organism in Eukaryota, Metazoa, Chordata, Actinopteri, Osteoglossiformes, Osteoglossidae. Gene Ontology annotation, cellular component: nucleus. Gene Ontology annotation, biological process: neuron differentiation; regulation of transcription by RNA polymerase II; cell development. The record is from RefSeq and is a predicted model, not a curated record. Bases 1 to 1398 code for a protein of 465 amino acids.
AUGUCAUAUCCUCAGCUCGGAUACCCCUACCCGUCGGCACCGCAGUUCCUGAUGGCCACCGGUUCCUUGACCUCCUGCUGCGAGCCCAGCGGCAGGGCUGUGCCGGAUCCGGCGGUGGUGCCAUCCUCUCCCCAGACCGCAGUCUACUGCCCGGUCUAUGAGAGCAGACUGCUGGCCACGGCCCGGCGCGAGCUCAGCCCCGCCGCCACACUCGGUCUCUAUGGAAACUCGUACCCGGGCAGCCAGGGCUACGGGAAUUAUGUGAAUUAUGGAAGCGACGCGUCCGCUUUAUACUCCUUGAGCGCACUUGACGCGAAGGACGGAGGCGCACCGGCGGCUGCGGGAAUCCCUCAGUCUGCGGGUUAUUGCCCCUAUGACCCCGCUCUGGGCCACUACCAGUACGACAGAUAUGGCUCGAUAGAUGCAGGGGCACGAAGAAAAAAUGCUACACGAGAGACAACUAGUACCCUCAAAGCCUGGCUCCAGGAACACCGCAAGAACCCCUACCCAACAAAAGGAGAGAAGAUCAUGUUGGCCAUCAUCACCAAGAUGACCCUCACCCAGGUCUCCACCUGGUUCGCGAAUGCCAGGAGGAGACUCAAGAAGGAAAAUAAAAUGACAUGGCCUCCUCGAUCUAAGGGUUCUGAAGAAAAAGGAUAUGAUGACGAUGAAGACGAUGAGCGGGAUGAGAAAAUCAAAAGAGAAGCAAAAGGCGAUGAAUACCAAGACCGCAGACAUAAACACCUGCAGCUUAAUGAUUUGGAGAACUUCAAUUCCAUUGAGUCUGAAAGUUCUGAAUGCAAUAUAAAGCAUCAGUAUCACAUGAACUCCCACAUGAGGACAUCAGAUUUCCAGGGUGAUGGUGUCAAAGAAACGACCCCUGCAGUUUGCCUCGAGGCUAAUGAGGACUUGACCAAAGCCUGCCUCAAAAGGACACCGGAGACCUGCGAACACAACGUGAACAACGAAAGUCUGCCAAAAACACUUUACCUGGAAGAAAACCAAAUACUAGAGAACAAACCAAAAAUUUGGUCACUUGCACAAACUGCCACCUCUUUGAACCCAAGUGAAUAUCCUUCAUGCAUGCAUAAAUGUCCAUCAUCUCUAGAGUUACCCUCCUCUACAAACAACAUGGACAGGCAACAGGACUCACCGGUUGCCACCUUAAGGAACUGGGUGGAUGGGGUCUUCCAUGACCCCCUCUUCAGGCACAGGUCUUUGAAUCAGGCUUUGGCCGACACCGCCGCCUCUUGGGCAGCACACAAAGCUGACCAAUGUGUAAUCGGACAUUCGGUGAGAAACAACGCAGUAAAAGAUGUGACUUCCUUACCACUCCAAGAAUCAAAUAAAGACAGUAUGGCAUUUUCCAAAAUGGGGAGCAAAGUGUUCUGCUCUUAG